UAUUCCGGCGUAAGUCUGACUAUCCGGAAAUGGCCAGGAAUUCGUAUCAUUCAUGUGUCCGGGUCGGGAAUUGGUACGAAAAUAAGCUGAUGGAAGAGGAUUUACAAAAGCACAUCGAGAGAUCACGGAGCGCGGAAAGAAAUUUCGAAGAGUUACUUGCUUCUCUACUCGAGGAGGGCGAGGUGUCCGUGUGUCCCGAUGGCCUCCUACACUUCGGGGACACUGUCAUCAUUCACGCCCCUGUUGUGCAGCCGAGGAAAGGUUCCCCCGUGGAGUCCUUCCCCUGCACACUCCAGGCGACGCCCUCCAAGGCCGCACUCCUGAAGAACGUGUACCAUGAGGUUCCGAUCACGGCGCACUCUCAGCACCACAGGCCGAUCCUCAAGAACGUCUUCACGAUCUUGCCACGCACCUCCGCUCACCCGAUGGGCAGCGAACUCACCUACGGCGCCCCCUUCAACCUGGUGCACAUCACCCCCAGCAGACAGCGACUCUACGUGACUUCCCCGGUGGGUUCGGCGCUCCACUCCGGCCGGGAGAGUCGACGGCAGGAGGUUCUGCUGCAGGACGAGGAGAGCGCUCACUCCGCCUGGCGUCUGCAGCCCAGCGACCCCGCCCUCAGGCUCACCUACGAGGGGCAGCCAGUCGAGGUCGGAGCUCGCGUGCGUAUCUUGCAGACGAUGACGAACCAGCCGCUCGUUGUCGAGGAGGAGUUUUCCUCGAAGACAAUCUAUGGCACGGAACAGCAAGUGAGCGUGGGCGUGGUGAAUCGAGCGACCACCCGGGCCGCCCACGUCCUCUGCCUCCUCACCUGGACAAGGAGGACGCCCACGCAGGAGGAAAUGGAGCACGAACAAGCCAGGAAGCAACGUGAAGAGGAGGACGUGCUGCAGGAAGAGAGGGAGAGGCAAAGGAGGGAAUUGGAAGAGGAGGAAGAGAGGAGGAGAGAAGCGGAGAGAGAAUUGGAGGAAAAGACGCAAGGGAUGAGGCUCGUGUUGGAUAAGGAUGACAUCAAGAUCAUAUCAGAAAAUUCACUAAAGGUACAUCACAGUCAGAGAGUGAUAUUUGUAAAUGAAGUUAUGUUUGUGGUGAAGGUGUAG
Penaeus chinensis is the source of this 1100-nucleotide messenger RNA. RefSeq names its product cilia- and flagella-associated protein 161-like. The transcript has 8 exons. Gene Ontology annotation, biological process: cilium assembly. Gene Ontology annotation, cellular component: motile cilium. The coding region runs from base 30 to 1100 and encodes 356 amino acids. NCBI's taxonomy places the organism in Eukaryota, Metazoa, Arthropoda, Malacostraca, Decapoda, Penaeidae. The record is from RefSeq and is a predicted model, not a curated record.